This is a messenger RNA of Drosophila santomea, 1239 nucleotides long. RefSeq names its product probable isoaspartyl peptidase/L-asparaginase CG7860. The transcript has a single exon. Gene Ontology annotation, molecular function: asparaginase activity. Lineage: Eukaryota; Metazoa; Arthropoda; Insecta; Diptera; Drosophilidae. The record is from RefSeq and is a predicted model, not a curated record. The coding region runs from base 131 to 1126 and encodes 331 amino acids.
AGUAUAAAACAAUUCCCUAGCAAGCGGAGCUCCAGACAUAAGCUGCUCGGGUUGCCUGCCACAUCGGACUACCCGACUGACUUUGUAGUGUCAGCAUAAAAUCUCCGUAACUCCAUCGAAUAUACCCGAAAUGCCACGCCCAGUUCUGCUUAUCCACGGGGGAGCCGGAGACAUAUCGGACUCCAGAAUCGCUGGAAAGUUCGCGGGCAUAAAGCAGGCUCUCCGCUCCGCAUGGGGCCAAUUGAGUCCGGACAAUGGCAAAGAAGGCAGUGCCCUGGACGCCGUGGAGGCGGCGGUACGCAGCAUGGAGCUGGACGAGAACUUCAAUGCCGGCUACGGAUCCUGCCUGAACACCAGUGGCCAGGUGGAGAUGGAGGCCAGCCUGAUGGAGGGCCGGGAUUUGCGAGCCGGCUGCAUAACCCUGCUGCGCGACGUGAUGCAUCCUAUCACAGUGGCCCGUCGCCUGAUGGAGAAGCAGCGGCACACCUUUCUUGGCGGCGCAGCGGCCCAGGAACUGGCCCUGGCCACGGGCAGCGAGCGACUGCAGCCGGGGGCACUGGUCACCGAGGGAGCACGCUUCACGUUGAAGGAGUUCCAGGAUGAGAUGGCCCAGGGCAAGGAUCCCUUCUUUGCGCGCACAGAACUGGCCGAGGACAAGCCGACACCGAAAACGGAUCCCAGUGGCGAGACGGUCGGAGCGGUGGCCAUGGACGCAUCGGGCCAGAUUGUGGUGGGCACCUCCACCGGCGGCAUCACCGGCAAAUGGCCGGGUCGCAUUGGGGACACACCCAUUCUGGGCAGCGGCACCUAUGCGGAUAACUACCGUGGAGGCGUCUCCACCACUGGACAUGGCGAGACCAUCAUGCGUUACAAUCUCGCCCAGCGCAUACUGGCCGCCAUGGAGUACCAGGGAUUGUCCGCCCAGGCAGCCGCCGACAGGGAGUGCCGCGAGAUGACCAAGCGGCUGGGUGGCACUGGUGGCGCCAUCGUUGUUGGCCACUCCGGCGAUCUGGGCAUCAGUUUCACAUCGCGUCGCAUGGCGUGGGGAUAUGUCCAGGAUGGCACCAUCUUUUACGGCAUCGAGGGUCAGGUGGUGCACCAGGAGCCGUUCACAGUUGCCACGUAACUAAACUCGGAAAACCUAUUACGGAUUUGUAAAAUAUCCCAGCAGCCUAGCUAACAAAUUAAAGGUCCUUUUAAAUGUAAGAAACAAUGCAUAAAUAAAUUAAAUAAGUUUUA